AUGUUAAAUCAUUAUUUAGAAAUAUUUGAACAAUUUAUACCAUUGAUAAAAAAAUGGAGUAAUGAUCUAAUAAUUCAAGUAAUGAGUAAUUCAACCGGUAUUUUACAAUAUGUAUGUAUUGAUGAAUUACAACAAAAAUAUCUCGGUGUACAUUUAAAGCUGAUCGAUGCUAUUAUCAUUAUUUUACAUGCACUAAAUUUAUUGGAUAAAUUAGUAGAAUUUAUUACCGAUAAUAUGAGUCGUUUGAUAUUUAAGGUUCGGCUAAUUCGAAGUUACAGCACCAUCUCAGAUUUGAAUGAUAGCCACAUAGACCGAUAG
This is a messenger RNA of Didymodactylos carnosus, 318 nucleotides long. The record is from the annotation of a GenBank genome assembly. Lineage: Eukaryota; Metazoa; Rotifera; Eurotatoria; Philodinida; Philodinidae.